Messenger RNA from Poecile atricapillus (Black-capped chickadee), 1441 nucleotides. RefSeq names its product potassium two pore domain channel subfamily K member 9 (gene KCNK9). Gene Ontology annotation, molecular function: potassium ion leak channel activity. The record is from RefSeq and is a predicted model, not a curated record. Gene Ontology annotation, biological process: stabilization of membrane potential; potassium ion transmembrane transport. The coding region runs from base 17 to 1441 and encodes 474 amino acids. NCBI's taxonomy places the organism in Eukaryota, Metazoa, Chordata, Aves, Passeriformes, Paridae. Gene Ontology annotation, cellular component: membrane. The transcript is spliced from 2 exons.
GCGGGGGGUGCCCUGGAUGGCCCUGCGCACUGGGACGGCUUGGUUUGGGCAGGUCCUGCGCAGAGUUUCCCGGCUUCAGGGCACCUGGUCCCGGCGCUCCAGCAGCCUCCUGUGCCUCUCUUCUUCCCAGGAGCCCGAGCAGGCGGGCGGGGAGCGACCGCCGCCGCAGCACAAGCUGCCCCGGAGCAGCGGCAGCGGCGGCGGGCGCCGCCGGCCCCCCCGGCAGCUGCUCCCCUGUUGUAGCUGCUGCGGCCUGUCGGAACCCCGGGCGGCCAGGGGGGGACAUGGUCCCCUCACUCGCCCCUUGCUGGCGGCCAUGAAGAGGCAGAACGUGCGGACCCUGUCCCUCAUCAUCUGCACGUUCACCUACCUGCUGGUCGGGGCUGCCGUCUUUGAUGCCCUGGAGUCCGACAACGAGAUGCGGGAGGAGGAGAAACUCAAAGCCGAGGAGAUCCGGCUCAAAGGAAAGUACAACAUCACCAGCGAGGACUACCGGCAGCUGGAGUUGGUGAUCAUGCAGUCGGAGCCGCACCGUGCCGGAGUCCAGUGGAAAUUCGCCGGCUCCUUCUACUUUGCCAUCACGGUCAUCACGACCAUCGGUUACGGACACGCUGCCCCAGGGACGGACGCAGGGAAGGCCUUCUGCAUGUUCUACGCAGUCCUGGGGAUCCCACUGACACUCGUCAUGUUCCAGAGCCUGGGCGAGCGCAUGAACACCUUCGUCAAGUACCUCUUGAAACGCAUCAAAAAGUGCUGUGGCAUGAGGAGCACCGAGGUCUCCAUGGAAAACAUGGUCACUGUGGGUUUCUUCUCCUGCAUGGGGACACUCUGCAUUGGAGCAGCAGCCUUUUCCCAGUAUGAGGAAUGGAGCUUUUUCCAUGCUUACUAUUACUGCUUUAUAACAUUGACUACGAUAGGGUUUGGAGACUAUGUGGCCCUGCAGACCAAAGGGGCCCUUCAAAAGAAGCCUCUCUACGUGGCUUUUAGCUUUAUGUACAUUCUAGUGGGGUUGACAGUCAUUGGGGCAUUUCUAAAUCUGGUUGUUCUCAGGUUCUUGACCAUGAACAGUGAGGAUGAGAGGAGGGAUGCCGAGGAACGGGCGUCCCUGGCAGGGAACCGCAACAGCAUGAUUAUCCACAUCCAAGAGGACUCCCAGCAUGGUCGGCCACGGUACAAGGCCGAAGUAACAGACCUUCAGUCAGUUUGUUCCUGCAUGUGUUACAGGUCCCACGAGUACACCAGCCGGGUGGUGUCCCACCAAAAUUCGUUCAGCUCGAAGCUGAACCCCCAGUACUUUCACUCCAUCUCUUACAAGAUAGAGGAGAUCUCGCCAAGCACAUUAAAAAACAGCCUUUUCCCAUCUCCUGUCAGCUCCAUCUCACCUGGGUUGCACAGCUUUACAGAUAACCACAGGCUGAUGAAACGGCGAAAGUCCAUUUAA